ACCGGUUCUGUUUCUCUCUAUCUGACUUUGAAACUCUAUUUUCUCGCUCUUAACUUCUUUGAAGGUUCCAAAGGAAAUUUCUUUCCAUAUCGUCCGAUAAUCAUACCUCAAAAGGUAUCAUCUAUUCCCCCUUUGACAUUUAUCUAAUCAAAACUCUCCUUUCCGCAAUUUUUUUUGUUGAUCAUUGUCACCGAGCCUCGAGCCUUUCUAUAUUUUGAGAAUCAAAUUCCAUUUUAUCCUCUCUGUAUCUUUGCUAUUUACCUCAAAUAUACAAAAUUUUCCAUGUAUCUAUAAUCCCCAAAGGUUGAUUCCGGUCUAUAUCUGUCUUUUUUGUUGGUUUACAGUUUACUUGCUAAACAGCUUUGCAUGCUGUCAAUAUAUCUUUUAAUUCAAGUCCUACGCAUACAUUAAACUUCAUUCAAUUAUCAUCAUAAGAAUCAAAAUUUAAUGUUUGUUAAUGGAUAAUUCUGGUUCAUCAUCUUCGUAUCCAAACCACAAUCCCCAUGCAUACCCUCCUCCUCCAUACCAACCACCAAAUGCAGAUCCAUAUCAUGUCCCUUCUUAUCCCUACCCGUAUGAUUCCGCACAUUCUUACCCUUAUGCAUACCCACCCCCACCACCAUCGCCUUCAACGUCGUAUUCAGGUCCUUUAGACUAUCACCACCAUCCUCCUCCCUAUCCAUACCCAUAUCCAGUUGCUCCGAUUCCUCACAGUGCUCCACAACCAACCCUUCAACACCUUAGUGGUUCACAAUAUGGCUCCUCACAUUACCAUUACCAACAACCCGGCUUAUACCCGUCUAUCGAAAGCCCACCCCAAGUCCCUCCCCGGGCCAUUAGUUUUUCCAAUCAUCACCGACAGGAUAGCUCAAGUUCUAUAGAAACUGGGUCAUCCGCGAAUCUUAAUAGUGCAAAUUAUUCCAGCUCUUCUCACACUCCUGCUUACCCACCUUUGGAUGAUCUUUUCCUUAAUGAGCGUUUGUCUGAUAAUCCUACUGCCCCUGCAUCACCCCGUGCUCCUUCGGUGCCACCAUUGACGAGUGCCCCUCCUAGCGCAAGGUACGAUAGGCCAGGGGACUUAUACGCAUAUCCUAACCACUCUUUUCAAAGUAUUUCUGAGGUGUCUUAUUCAAGUCAGAUUGAUUCAUCUGGAAAUUCUGCUUAUGGUCACUCGGGCUCAUUCAAUGCGUCGCAGCACAGUCAGUCCUUGCAGAUUUUGCCCCGGCAGAAUAAAGGAUCAUUGAAGGUGUUGCUUUUACAUGGGAAUUUAGAUAUUUGGAUUUAUCAUGCACAAAACCUUCCGAAUAUGGACUUGUUCCAUAAGACUUUGGGGGAUAUGUUUGCAAAAUUACCAGUGAACAUGAGCAACAAAAUUGAGGGCCACAUGAAUAAUAAGAUAACUAGUGAUCCUUAUGUUUCAAUUUCGGUAUCAAAUGCUGUAAUUGGGACGACUUAUGUGAUUAGCAAUAGUGAGGAUCCUGAUUGGAAGCAACAUUUCUAUGUGCCGGUGGCGCAUCACGCAGCUGAGGUGCAUUUUGCGGUUAAAGACAGCGAUGUAGUGGGGUCGCAGCUUAUGGGAGUUGUGACAAUUCCAGUGGAACAGAUACAUUCAGGGAUAAAGGUUAAAGGAACCUACCCAAUCCUGAAUGGUAGUGGGAAGCCUUGUAAGCCCGGAGCUACCUUGAGUCUUUCAAUUCAGUACACUCCAAUUGAGAAACUGAGCAGUUACCAUCAUGGAGUGGGGGCAGGCCCCGAUUACGAUGGGAUUCCUGGAACAUACUUUCCUCUCAGGAAAGGAGGAAUGGUCACUCUUUAUCAAGAUGCCCAUGUUCCAGAUGGAUCUCUUCCAGAUGUGAUGCUUGAUCGAGGGAUGUAUUAUGUGCAUGGGAAAUGUUGGCAUGACAUUUUUGAUUCAAUACGUCAAGCUCGUCGUUUGAUUUACAUUACUGGGUGGUCCCUGUGGCACAAAGUUAGACUUGUACGGGAUGCUGGUCAAGCAGAUUUCACACUAGGGGAUCUUUUGAGGGCCAAGUCCCGGGAAGGAGUAAGAGUACUGCUGCUUAUUUGGGAUGACCCUACAUCAAGGAGCAUUUUGGGUUACAGAACAGAUGGAAUCAUGCAAACCCAUGAUGAGGAAACUCGCCGUUUCUUCAAGAAUUCUUCAGUGCAAGUGCUACUUUGUCCCCGCAUUGCUGGAAAGCGACAUAGCUGGAUGAAACAAAGGGAAGUUGAAACAAUCUAUACACAUCAUCAAAAAACUGUAAUUGUGGAUGCUGAUGCCGGCAAUAAUAAGAGGAAAAUAAUAGCUUUUGUUGGAGGACUUGAUUUAUGUGAUGGCCGAUAUGAUACUCCACAGCAUCCUAUAUUUCGGACACUCCAAACAGUGCAUAAGGAUGACUAUCACAACCCUACUUAUGCGGGUAACAUUGCUGGUUGUCCACGAGAGCCAUGGCAUGACUUGCACUCUAAAAUUGAUGGUCCGGCGGCAUAUGAUGUUCUGAUCAACUUCGAGGACCGCUGGCUUAAGGCUUCAAAACCCCAUGGGAUUAAGAAACUCAAAAUGUCGUCAUACGACGAUGCCUUGCUUCAGCUGGACAGAAUUCCAGACAUUGUUGGAGUCUCUGAUGCUCCUUGCACCAGUGAGAAUGAUCCAGAAACUUGGCAUGUUCAGAUUUUUCGUUCUAUUGAUUCAAAUUCUGUUAAAGGUUUCCCAAAGGAUCCAAAAGAGGCCACAAGCUUGAACCUGAUGUGCGGGAAGAAUGUUCUGAUUGACAUGAGCAUACAUACGGCAUAUGUUAAGGCCAUUCGUGCUGCGCAGCAUUUCAUUUAUAUAGAGAACCAGUAUUUCAUUGGAUCAUCAUACAAUUGGAUUUCAAAUAAAGACUUAGGUGCUAAUAAUUUAAUCCCGAUGGAAAUUGCCCUUAAGAUUGCCAAUAAAAUUAGAGCAAAUGAGAGAUUUGCUGCAUAUAUUGUUAUACCAAUGUGGCCAGAAGGUGUUCCAACUGGUGCUGCUACUCAAAGAAUUCUAUUUUGGCAGCAUAAAACAAUGCAAAUGAUGUAUGAAACCAUCUACAAUGCUUUGGUGGAAGUUGGGCUUGAGGGAGCAUAUUCACCGCAAGAUUAUCUGAACUUCUUCUGUCUUGGAAAUCGUGAGGCCAUAGACAGAUAUGACACCACUUCAUCUGGGAGUCAUACUGCAGCUAACACUCCUCAGGCACUGGGUCAAAAAAACCGACGAUUUAUGAUAUAUGUUCAUUCAAAGGGCAUGAUAGUUGAUGAUGAAUAUGUAAUAUUGGGUUCUGCAAACAUCAACCAACGCUCCAUGGAGGGCACAAGGGACACUGAGAUCGCAAUGGGAGCAUAUCAACCUCAUCAUACCUGGGCAAGAAAACUUUCUAAUCCGCAUGGACAGAUUUAUGGAUACAGGAUGUCAUUAUGGGCAGAGCAUACUGGAGGCACCGAGGACUGCUUCAGACAACCAGAGUCUCUCGAAUGUGUGAGAAGAGUUAGAACACUGGGCGAGACGAACUGGAAACAAUUUGCCUCAGAUGAGGUGACAGAGAUGAGGAGCCACCUAUUGAAGUACCCAGUUGAAGUUGAUCGAAAGGGCAAGGUGAGGCCCCUUCCCGGCUCUGAAUCUUUCCCAGAUGUAGGAGGAAAUAUAGUCGGCUCAUUUCUUGGCAUUCAGGAGAAUCUGACGAUCUGAGCAGAAUACUGCCUCCUCCUACUACCAAAUAUACAGUACAAGCGAGUACACUUUUGAUAUGUAUUUUUCUCCUAUGUCUGUCUGAAAUCCAUGAUGUAUACAUUAAAUUCUAUUCCACCAUUUGCUGUUUAGUACAGUUUUCAUGACUGGUUUGUACAGUUAUUGUAAGGAAAGUAAAAACAAUAAGAAAAACAGAGAGCAAGGUCGAUGGAGAAGGAAACUUUUCCUCUGGUGUAUUACCUUUUUCAUA
Molecule: messenger RNA, 3956 nt
Organism: Carya illinoinensis
Lineage: Eukaryota; Viridiplantae; Streptophyta; Magnoliopsida; Fagales; Juglandaceae
Product: phospholipase D beta 1-like
Exons: 10
Coding region: 458-3706 (1082 amino acids)
Biological process (GO): phospholipid catabolic process
Cellular component (GO): plasma membrane
Molecular function (GO): D-type glycerophospholipase activity
Source: RefSeq, a predicted model, not a curated record